GGCAGCGAGCAAGCCUUGCCGUGAGCUCAUUUCGGUUCAGUUGUUAAGUUCGGUCGGCGGCGACAGGUGCCAAAACGGGUUGCGAUUCGAAGCCGAAUGAGAGCAAAACACCUCACCAUGAGCCAAACGCUGGUGGUGGCCUUCGUCGGGGCCCUCGCGCUACUGAUUCCGACCACAGGUGGUCAAGAAAACAUCAUGACCCGGGUAGCUCCCGGUCUGCUGGAAUGCUACACCAAUCCGGAAAUGUUCGAACGGGACAACCGACUGCCUAUGACCAUGAACAUGUUGAUCGAACUGAUACGCAAAGUGGAAGACUCACCGGGGCUCAAUGAGGACAUGCGACAGCUUUCGAUUGCCCUGCUGCAUCGGUUCCGACAGGAUGGCAUCGUUAGGGCCACCGGUGUCCAGAACGUGGCCGGAGUGCUUCCGUUUAGUCCUAGCGGGCAUCACUUCACCCGGCACAGGAUCCUGUUUUCUAGACUUCUGCCCGGAAAUGCCCAGACCUUCCCCAACAAUACGCUUAAUGCCCAGGAAAGGUGCGCGCUUCACUUCAUGCUGUCCAGCUCGAUCGAUUUGGCCGUCCGUGGUGACGAGAACAUUCGUUGUAAUAUGCUGUCCCAGUAUCGAGCGUUGAGGGUUCCGCGGGACACGAAACAUCCGAUACAGUCCAAUUUCAUCGCAGACGUUCAGAUGUUGGCCGAACCUCAGAUGAAAACAAUCCGGAAGCAGAUCGAAUCGAUGCGUAAAUCAGCUCGGAUGGAAGUGGAUCCGGAAGAUGAACCUGCAGCGGCCGAUCAGGAGGAGGAACUUGAGGAUCCGGAAGCUAAACUCGAUACGGAAGCUCACGAAGAAAUACUAGACAUGGACAAUCCGCUGGUAGAUAUUGCGACGAACGCUAGAAGUGCUUGUCCGGUAGAAAAUGGUGUUGUCUACACCAGGUGGGGUGCGGUCUCGGCCGGAACGGUCCUAGCAGGUAUUGCAGCUGGCCUGGCACCCCAGAGCGUUGAAUUGCGAAACUUGCUUCCACCCAGAAGUGAACAAAUGCGGGCUCGUCAACAGGUUCAGCCGCUGCGAGUGGACAACAGAUGGGCUGCAACACUUUCCGGAGAUUUGGCUGAAGUUACGCUACUACAGGCACCUUCAACACCCAACAAUAUCCAGGUUGGAGCUGGUGGAGCCUGGAACGAUACCGUAUCCCCUCGUUGGUUUUUCCUGACCCAGCGGGAUAACUUGGAAAUGACAGACGCGGAAAUCCGUGCCGGUAUCGAUGGACUAACCCUCGCGAUGAACAUUGCCGAUUGGCGAUCGCGGGUGAACGCGCUUCGACUGAGCCAGGUACUGGACAUGUACUACUCACAGCGGGGAGUUUUCGAUCAGACCAUGCGGUCCUGUAACAGGCGGGAUCUGUUCACCACCACUGCUCCAAUCGCUGAAAUGAGGAAUCAAGCCGCAGCCUUCAGUAACAUCCUGGAACGGGAGAUGCAGAUGGCCUUCACGGUUACCCAAGAAGCGAUGGCGACGUUCUCGACCGGCGCUUCCAACGCUUUGGCCGAUUAUGUCCCUCAAACCUUGAACGAUCUAACCUGCGAAGCAACGGCCAUUGUGCCGAACGAUCCAACCAUCUGGAGAACGGCUGCCGAUCUGUUCAUCUACGUAGACGCCAGCUGGUCCUUCCGGGACAUAAGCGCCGUCGUAGGAAAUCUACUGGAUGAGCUGGAUGUGGGACCCUUCGGCACUACUUAUACGGUUUUGAACGCCCUGACCGGAGAUGUCAUUAUCAACAGGACUCAGUCCUUGGCCGACUUCCACACUCAGUAUACGGCCGCUGUUCACGCUACACAGCAACCCGGUCUAGCGAUGCCCCCAUUGCUGCGCAGUCUUCGGCAACAGGUUAUUCCGAUCAUGAGUGAAGAAAGGACCAACUCCAGCAUGAGUGGACGCUCGAAAAUUGCCCUCAUUAUGCCGAAUACGGCAGCCGUCAACGAUGGUGACUACGCCUUCGAGCAGUUGCAGAUAAUACGCGAGGAAAUUCCAGAUCUCAGGUUAAUCUUCUUAGCCGGGGGCACCCAUACUCGCUUUGCCCGAUUCGUGCGAGAUCAGAAUCGAGAUCUGUUCCAGAUGCGCGAGAUCACCAGUGGUGCCGUGAUCGAUUCGGUUCACGUCCAAACGCGGCCCGUGAUUGUUCGGAUUCAGCAGGAACCCAGACGUAUCGUCAAUCCGCGCUGUGGACAUGACUGGAUACAGGGCAACUGGGGAUCCAACUCCAUCAACCAGUACGUCGAACCGCGGGGAGUUGUGUUUUAUCGACUGCAGCCGAACUACUUCUUCCAAGCGGCCGAAGCUCGACGACUCCGCAUCCAGGGACAUGGAUACGCCCAGCUUACCGUUUGCCAAUCCCGAUGGGUUCAACUUCCUAGGUCCAAUGCCACCCAGCAGUCGGAUCAGAUUAGAUGUCAGCAGAUCAACACCGAAACGGUUGACAUCGACCUGUCAAACGCCUGCGAUGGUCAUCCGACGAUCCAUGCCUGUCCGCCGGUAUUUUUCUCGGUAGAACACACGCAGCAAACGCCGGUCACCAACUUCCGCUGCAACGAGCGGGAGUGUCGCUUCCCGGACAACGCUCGGUUUGCGGUAAUUCUAGAGAAUGGUGGCUGUUUCAGCAGCGCCGGAAAGCUGUUCAGUUCCUUGACCUUCGUAGUCUUCGUAACCCUUCUGGGGUUGUUGUUCACCAGACAAUAGGAUUAGUAGUUAGGUUUAGUAAGUACCUUCGCCGUUAGUUAAGAUAUGAUCGUGAAACCUUAGUACGUAGGGAUUGUAAAAUUGACAAUUUAUGUUAGUUGGGAAAUCUAAUAAAAGUUCGAUCCAAA
Molecule: messenger RNA, 2867 nt
Organism: Uranotaenia lowii
Lineage: Eukaryota; Metazoa; Arthropoda; Insecta; Diptera; Culicidae
Exons: 7
Coding region: 97-2739 (880 amino acids)
Source: RefSeq, a predicted model, not a curated record